CGACACAACACGACACGAUUCGGAAUCGCCCCAGCGCACGAAGUCGGCUUAAAAGCUUCAUCCCGUGACCUGACGCAUACACAAAUUUACAAACAUUCAUUUUAAAAUAUCAACAUUUUUUCGCGCGCGGUCGGUCUCUGUUGGAAGAACGAGGGAAAAAAGUAUUUUGAAUUUUCGAGAAGUGUUAUUGAAUACAAUGAACAAAUUCUAGGGUGAUAGUUUCAAGUGUCGAAAUAUUUUUGUGGAAGAUAAACAUUAGAGGACUGCAAGUGUGUACUACAAAAAGAGACUGUUUGAAACGAACAAGUGCAGUUAAAUUGUUUGAGAAAAAAAAAUCAGCAUCUUUACAGUGCUCCUGCGAAGAACACGAAUGACCAACAGGAUGAUUACUCACUGGAGUAUGCUGCUGGCCCUCGGGCUUUUGCUGCUGAACCCUGCGUUUGCCCAUCAGGAUUUCUUCAUACCCGAUUUGGGCUCCAAAGCGGAAAUACCCGGAGAGGAAAUUUACAACGAGUUGGUGGAUGAAGUUCAGAAGUUACACAAUCAGGAAAUUAACUAUCUACAGUAUCUGGCUGCGGUGGCCGCUCGGCAGCAGCGGGAGGAGGAGGCGCUCCAGCAACAGAAACAGGAACAACAACGGCGGUCUUCGCUGCAGCAAUUCGGAGAGGAAGCGGCCGCCUCCUUGGUGGAUGAAAUUCCCGCCGAGAGUUCAGUGAAAGACUUAAACCGGCUGGGUCGACUGCAAGAACUCCCGAAACCGUUACCUUACCAGAAGGCCAAAGAUGAGAAGAAGAGCAAUCACUAUAUGUCCUUAUGCCACUUCAAACUGUGCAACAUGGGACGUAAACGUAAUACCCGAUUCCUCCACUUCUGGAAUUAAGCCAGAAUGAACCGAUAUACUCAAACCAAACCCAAUCUGAAUUAAAGGAUCUACGAGAGCACGACUGGUAGCACACGUCAAUUUCCAUUCCAUCCUCCAUCUGUUCCGGGACCCGUACGGGACAGUACGAAGCUGUAUUAGUAUUGAUUCAACUUACAUUUUUUUUUCAACAACAAACAAAAAACGCAUUACGCAUUUAUUUAUUUCCCGCUUUGGAUGAUAAUUGCUCAGAGAAUUAGGAUUCAUCGAACGACGCUUAACUUAUAAAUUAGCUGGAAAAAAAAUUGAAAGAACAAAAAAAAAACAAACAAACGCUGGCCUACAAAGGACCUCGCCGGAUUCGUAUUAUUAGCAUUAGUUCAAUUUUAUCUCAAGUAGCACCUAAGAGUAGAACGUUAGUUUAUGGAACCCAGUACCGCAAAAUUGUUUGGAUCAAACGCAAAACUAAAAUAUGAACGGAAGAACAUUUUCUCUAUGCCCCAGAGAUGAUACUUGAAGCUUUCAAACACAAUAUAUUAUGUGUAUUAUUAACUAUUUAUAAUUGGUAAAGGAUAAAAUAAAAAAUGACAGUUGAUGAGACACAAUUUUGAGAAUAUAAACAAAGUAUAUAUUACUAUCGGAGCAUAGAAAGAAUUCAUCAAUAGAAGAAACUGUGUGUAUAUUCAUAUUGUUCAUGUAGUUACAUCUGAAUUGACACAUUUUAACUGUCAUGUUUAUCAUUGUCAAUAUGGAAUGCUGCUGUCAUGCUGUAAUGAUGUUUUGUUA
Molecule: messenger RNA, 1645 nt
Organism: Toxorhynchites rutilus septentrionalis
Lineage: Eukaryota; Metazoa; Arthropoda; Insecta; Diptera; Culicidae
Exons: 4
Coding region: 371-880 (169 amino acids)
Source: RefSeq, a predicted model, not a curated record